CUCAAUUUUCCCUCGCCACACGUGCCGCCAAUUAGGGUUUUCUUCCCUUGGUCCGCACGGAAACAAACUCAUCUAACUGGUUGGGUUUUCCGACUGCCACCGCCGCCUCGUCCUCCUCCUCGCUCUUGAUUGCUCGGAGUAAGCGUCGGUCUUUCUUGCGCAUGAUGGCGGAGGUGGUGUUGAUUGAGGAUAUAGAAGCAUCUGCUACGCGCCUUGGAAUCGAUCUUUCCUCGGUUGAUUUGGACUCGAUCCAACUCCCUCGUGGGGAAGAUUUUGGAAUCAAAAGCGAUGAUGAUGAUGAUUUAUAUCAAGAGGACCCUCUCGAGUUUGAGGCUGGAUUUGGGAACAUCAUUGUGGUCGACAAUCUGCCGGUUGUGCCGCCAGAGAAAUUUGAGAAGCUCGAAGGUGUCAUCCGCAAGAUAUACAGUCAGAUUGGCACAAUAAGGGAAGGUGGAAUUUGGAUGCCAGUUAACCCAGAUACACAGAAGACUCUAGGGUAUUGCUUCAUCGAGUAUAAUACUCCUCAGGAAGCGGAACUUGCAAGGGAGAAGACAAAUGGGUAUAAGUUGGACAAAUCACAUAUAUUUGCUGUUAAUUUGUUUGAUGAUUUUGAGAAGUACAUGAAGGUUCCAGAUGAGUGGAAGGCUGCUGAAAUUAAACCAUACACACCUGGGGAAAAUCUGCAGCAAUGGCUUACUGAUGAGAAAGCUAGGGAUCAGUUUGUUAUCCGUGCAGGUUCAAACACUGAGGUUUUCUGGAAUGACCCCAGGCAAUUAAUGCCUGAACUUGUCCAUCAGCGUCAGUAUUGGACUGAGAGCUUUGUCCAGUGGUCUCCUCUUGGAACAUACUUGGCCACAGUGCAUCGGCAGGGUGCUGCUGUCUGGGGCGGUGCUACUACUUUUAAUCGUUUGAUGCGUUUUGCCCAUCCUCAGGUGAGGUUGAUUGAUUUCUCUCCUGGUGAGAAGUAUCUUGUGACAUUCAGUAGCCAUGAGCCCAGCAAUCCUCGUGAUACUCAUAGGAUUGUGAUCAAUAUUUUUGAUGUGAGAACUGGAAAAUUGAUGCGAGACUUUAAAGGAAAUGUAGAUGAAUUUGCAACUGGUGGAAGCGGGGGUGUCUCUGGAAUUUCAUGGCCUGUAUUUAGGUGGGGUGGUGGUAAAGAAGACAAAUAUUUUGCAAGAAUGGGAAAGAAUGUUAUCUCCGUUUAUGAAACUGAGACGUUCACACUUAUUGAUAAAAAGUCCAUGAAGGUUGAAAAUGUUGUGGACUUUAGUUGGUCUCCUACUGAUCCUAUACUAGCCCUAUUCGUUCCGGAGCUAGGUGGUGGUAACCAGCCUGCCAGGGUUAGCCUUGUCCAAAUACCUGGCAAAGAGGAACUUAGGCAGAAAAACCUCUUCAGCGUCAGUGACUGUAAAAUGUACUGGCAAAACAAUGGAGAAUACCUGGCUGUUAAGGUUGAUAGGUAUACUAAAACGAAAAAGAGUACAUAUACUGGUUUUGAACUUUUCCGUAUCAAGGAAAGGGAUAUCCCAAUUGAGGUCCUCGAACUUGAUAAUAAAAAUGACAAGAUAGUGGCCUUUGCAUGGGAGCCCAAGGGCCACAGGUUUGCUGUCAUCCAUGGAGAUGGUCCUCGGCCUGACAUUAGUUUUUACUCUAUGCGAACCACCCUGAACAUCGGUCGGGUCUCAAAGCUCACAACUCUCAAGGCCAAGCAGGCCAAUGCACUCUAUUGGUCUCCUGCUGGACGCUACAUAGUGCUUGCUGGCCUGAAAGGUUUCAAUGGUCAGCUAGAGUUUUACAAUGUUGAUGAGCUAGAGACAAUGGCGACAGGCGAGCAUUUUAUGGCCACUGACAUCGAGUGGGAUCCCACUGGAAGAUAUGUUGCGACUGCUGUCACUUCGGUCCAUGAGAUGGAGAAUGGAUUCCAUAUUUGGUCCUUCAGUGGAAAGCUACUAUACCGGAUAUCCAGGGAUCAUUUCUAUCAGUUUGAGUGGCGCCCUAGACCACCUUCCCUCUUGAGUGCCGAGAAGGAGGAAGAGAUUGCAAAGAACCUGAAGAAGUACAGCAAGAAGUAUGAAGCAGAGGACCAGGAUGUCUCCAUGCAAUUGAACGAGCAGGAUAGGAGAAAGAGGAAGAUGUUGCAGGAGCAAUGGAACGAGUGGGUAACCAAAUGGAAACAGUUGCACGAGGAAGAGAGGCAGCUGAGGAUAGAGCUGAGGGACGGGGUGGUCAGCGACGAGGAGGAAGAGUAUGAAGCCAAAGAAGUGGAAGUCGAGGAGGUGUUAGACAUUACGGAAGAGGUUGUCGCCUUCGACUUGGAUCAAGAAUAACGACUCACAAACUUUCUUGUAAGGUUGAUUAGGACUCAUGCUUCUUGAAGCAAGAGAAUGUCUUAAUCGAAUCUAUUAAGAGGAUUCCAUGAAAUUUUGGUUCCCUGGAUUUAUUCUGGGUUUGAUAUUUUUUCCUCAUGUUGUUAGUUUUAGCUGUGGUUGGACAGCACUCCUGAUCAAAUGCUUAGCAAUUUUUAAACUUUGUUGUUUUUAACA
Molecule: messenger RNA, 2543 nt
Organism: Musa acuminata subsp. malaccensis (wild Malaysian banana)
Lineage: Eukaryota; Viridiplantae; Streptophyta; Magnoliopsida; Zingiberales; Musaceae
Product: eukaryotic translation initiation factor 3 subunit B
Biological process (GO): translational initiation
Cellular component (GO): eukaryotic translation initiation factor 3 complex
Molecular function (GO): translation initiation factor activity; RNA binding; translation initiation factor binding
Source: RefSeq, a predicted model, not a curated record